AUGCUGAAUCCCGGGAUUUAUGUUCUGGGCCUGUCUGAGACAUCUGGCUCCUUCACGCCAGUGCGGUCUGGCGUGGUUGUCCUGAGCCAGCCGCCAGUUCCCUGCAAUUUCGGCGAAUUCAUCAAAGUAAACAAUUUGGCCUACCGCUAUGACUCCCGCUUGAAAUUGGUGGAUGUCCAAUCUGGGUCACAGGAGACCUGCGUGGCUGUGCCUAAGACCUGGCUGAACGUGGACCAGUGUACAGUUCAGGUCUCAGGCCUCCAGGCCAGCGUGGGCCCGUGCGGCACGCUCUCCCGACAUGCUGACGCGCUUGGCCAGAAGCAAGGGGAGUACCGAGAUAUCUUCGUUAGCUGCGCAAGCGUUGCGGCCAACUCCGUCGUUUCCGUGAGUGGUGUGGCUUUUGGACACGUGAUCACCCAUGAUGCAAAGGUAUAUGUGCAUGAAGGGAGCGUCUAUGACUUCUCGAGUUGGGUCACCGAACAUCCGGGGGGAGCUGGGAAGAUCACCAAGUGGACGAGCAGCGGCUACGAGCUUGUUUAUCCUGCCAGCCACGCAAUGUCCCGUUUCGAAACAGCGCUGGCCGACAAGAAGCUGCAAUAUGCGCUUUGGAUGAGCUUAACAUGGAUGGUUGUCCCUGUUUCUGCUGCUUUCAAGAGCUUCGUGUUAGGUGGGAACGCUUGGGGAGGAGAUCAGAUAUCUGAGCCUUCCUACGACACUCCAGUCCGAGCGUGCCCUUCACCUGGUGAGGUGGCCAAUGAACCUGAGCUUGGGAACAACAUACCCUUCUUCAUGUACUUUGAGUCCUUUGCCACCGCAGAGGCAGACUUCGAUUUUGAUCAUCCCAGCAAGAACUUUGAUUCCAGGAUGUGGGUCAACUACUACGAUAUCCUCGCGAGGGGCGCCUUCGGGAACUACUUCGAUUUGCUUCGGGAAGUGACCUUGAGUCCUCUGAUGGGCGAAUACUUGUCUUUCUUUAGGAACACGGCCUUUGACCACGACCAGAACUAUCCGGAUGAGAACUAUGCGCGGGAAGUGAUGCAGCUCUUCACGGUGGGCACUGUAAAGCUUAACCCAGACGGCUCAGAGGUCCUUGUUGGAGGCAACCCUGUGCCCACCUAUGACAAUGAGGACAUCAUGACCUUUGCCAGCGUUCUCACGGGUUUUGACCGGCAGCUGACGCGCAGCAACCAGGAAGUUGUCAAGGGGAAUGUCAUUGAUCCAAUGCAGAUGAAAGCAGAGUGGCAUGACGCCUACCCGAAGAUGGACCUUGAGGACAACUACCUCGGUGAUGGAUAUCCGCUCUGCGAAGAUCUGCCUCAGGGCGCUUUUCUCUCGAAAGGUGCGCGCUUCGAAUUCUUCGGAAGCCAGUACGGAUUCAAUGACGCGCUUACCCUCCACAGCUCGUCCCCGUUAUACACUGCCCUCUGCGCCCCCGAUGCUUCGAGCAAUUGCAGCUUCCAGGCAUCCGUAAUUCUAUCGCAGGAUCUGUCCUGCCAUGGAGACGAAUGCGACGCGACGCUUCCUGCCAUUGUGAAGGUUGGUGCAGCAUACUACGAGUUCGUGCCUCCUGCAUGUGUGCACCUCUAUUUCUUUAACGGCAAGAUUGCCACGGAUGGAGGCAGCAAGCGGGACUGGGCCAGCAAGAUCGUAUGCACCAAUCCAGGGACCUUUGCUGGAGGCAGCUACUGUUGUGAUGGCUGCUCCAACAACCGGCCUCCCAGCUGGGUGCCAGAUAAGUUCUGUGAGAAUCGGUCCAGCUCCACUUUCUCAAGCAGCUGCAUCAACACAAACAAUUGGGUGAACAACAAAUACUGCGAGCUACGCUGCUUCCAGGAAGGCCUUGGAUAUGGCAGGGACUGUACAUCCGGAGAUUAUCGCGAAGCUCACAAGUGUGGUUUCUAUCAGGAGAAGGUGCCUUAUUCCAGAGCCGUCAACCACUGCAGCAGCCUGGGCAUGCAGAUCUGCGAUAGGGAAACCAGUUUGACCACCUGUGGAUACAACGAUGAUGAUGGAAGAAUCUGGACGCAAGUGAAUUGCAGCAUCAAUGUGUCUGUGGAUGAUACUGGCAAAGUCACCUCGCAGAAGGAUGAGGACACAAAGAUGAACAAGAUCCGUGUCAGCUGGACGAACGGUCUUAGUCCCGACGUCAGCGCCUGCCCCGCAGACUGCAGCACUGGGGACAACUCCUGCAUUUGUCCAAUAUCGGUGGAGUUUCAGACAGCUUUUGACCGAGUUCCUUCUGUGCAAGAGCUGCAGCAGCUGAAAAUUGGGGCUUUUGCCCCGUCUGGUGCUUGUGCCAGCUGCGGGGACGUCAAGGCGUACUACACAGGCGCUAUCGAUGAGGCAACCAUCUUUGAGCACCAAGGGAAAUACUACAAGAACGUCCGCAGCCAUGUUCACGUGGCGGGGAAGAGCUUCCGAAACCCGCCGCUGUUCGGCCUUAAGGAGAUCCCCAGCACGCGGUCGGCCAUGUGGGAGGUGGAAAGCAUGCUGGAGCACUUGGUGCAUCAUCAAAACACGGCUCCCUUCAUCGCUCUCCGCCUGAUCCAGCGCCUCGUGAGCUCGAACCCAAGCCCCGGCUACCUGACCGCUGCCUUCCGGACGGGGGCCUAUGGCGGCGAGACCUUCUCAGGCAAACAUGGGGAUCUGGCGGCCGCAGUGACGGCUGUGCUCCUGCAUCCAGAAGCACAGUCCUCCAUUGAGACGCGGGGAGCCAUGCGAGAGCCGCUCGUGAAGCUGGUGCACUUCCUGCGGGCUGCAGAAUUUGUUGAUGCCAACGGACGGGAGAUCAUGUUCCAGGAGCUCCAGGACCUCCUUGGCCAGGCGCCCUUCAUGUCGCCUUCAGUCUUCAACUUCUACCGUCCGGACUUUCAACCUAGCGGCAUGCCUGAUGGGCUUGUUGCUCCGGAGGCACAAAUCUUUGAAGGCGCCACGGUGGUGAACUUCUUGAAUGGCAUACUCUCUCUCAUCAAGAAUGCGGGGGUUACAGCUUGUGAUGGAGGCCUCGGCCUGGAGACGCAAAACUGCAGCCAGAACUCCUUCACAAAGAAUUGGGGCUCCAGCCCAAGCGAGAUUGUUGAGGAGGUGAACCUGCUUCUCACGGGUGGCCGCCUUACUAACCACUCUCAAGAGAUUGUGCAGGCGGCUUACGAGAACGAGGGGAUCCAGGCUAUGCAGGAGGCUGUCGUCUUGGCUCCGGAGUUCAAUGCCCUUGGGGACCCCAAGCCCCAAGGCCCCCGCAGUAGUGACUCUACAGCUGCAUCUCCUCACACCCCAGCCUCCUACAAGGCUCUGAUCAACAUGUACCUGGGUGGAGGGGCAGACACCUUCAACCUUGUGGUCCCAAUUGACUGUGCACUUCACACAGAAUACCAGACAGUCAGGAAGACAGCAGCCAUGCAAAGCGCGAAUCUGCUCGAAGUCAGCACCUCUGGGCAGAGUUGCAGUAAGUUUGGCAUCCACUACAAGCUGCCUUUCCUGCACACCUUGUACCAGGAAGGGCGUGCUGCUUUUGUCAGCAAUAUCGGCUCCUUGGUCGAGCCGAUGGACAAAAACGACUACUUCAAGGGAUCGAAGACCACCUGCACCGGUCUCUUCUCCCACUCCGACCAGGUGGAGGCGGCCCAGACCCUGAAGUGCCAGGUGCGGGGCUCCGGUCCCAAGGGAGUUGGGGGGCGCAUGGCCGACUCGCUCAGCCAGUCCCAAAAGCUGAGCACCAUGAGCUUUUCGCUUCAAGGUCGUCAGACUUGGUCCCAAGGCGUCUACACCAGCCAGGUUGGGGUGCCUCUCACAGGCGAGGUUCCCACGCUUUUGAAUUACACUGGCAAGCGGCAGCUCCUGCAAGACCUCACGCAGCAGGAGCUCGGCAACAUCUACUGCGAGGAGUAUGCCAAAAGCGCUGGGGCCCUCGUCGACAAAAACCAAGAACUCUUCGAUCAGCUGGCGAACGUUACCCUCAUGACAACCUGGGAUAUUCCUACUGGCACUGCAGGGAACCUCAUGAAGACUUUGCAGGCUGUGGCCAAACUCAUCGUUACACGCAACGAGCGGCAGGUCGAACGUGACUUCUUUUAUGUGGAGUUAAGGGGUUUCGACACCCACAACGAACUUCACGAGGUCAUGGACGAAAACUUUGACUACCUCAAUAUUGCUUUGGAGGCUUUCGUGGCGGAGCUCAAGGCCCAAGGCCUCUUCGACGCCGUCACCAUGGUCUCCUCGUCUGACUUCGGGCGAACGCUGACCUCCAACGGCAAGGGAACAGACCACGGAUGGGCCGGCAACCACUUCGUUCUGGGAGGUGCCAUCCGCGGUGGAAAGGUUUUCAACGACUAUCCCGAAAGCCUGCUGGAGGGCAACAAUCAGGAUGUUGGUCGUGGGCGGCUCAUUCCCAAAUAUCCCUGGGAGAGCAUCCUCCUUCCGGUUUCGGAAUGGAUGGGUGUUAGUGCAGCAGAUCAUAGCACGAUUUUCCCAAAUCUUGCUAACUUUAAUUCAUCAUAUAUACUUUCCACGAGCACGCUGUUUGACUGA
Molecule: messenger RNA, 4527 nt
Organism: Symbiodinium pilosum
Lineage: Eukaryota; Dinophyceae; Suessiales; Symbiodiniaceae
Source: the annotation of a GenBank genome assembly